GCAGCUCGAGGAAAAAUAAUACAUUUUCAUAGUUUUUCCAUGAGAGCUUAGCCGAGGCGGAUAAUCUCGCAUUCGCAACAAUUUAUAGAGAAUUGGUGAAUAGUAAAUGAGGCAGAAAAGAUGGAAAUCCAUCAACUAGAACUCGUUUGCAAGGAGAUGUAUGAGUCCACGGACCAUGCAAGACGCGCUGAGGCCGAGAAGGCUCUGGUUGCAUUCCAGGACAGCCCGGAUGCGCUGACACAGUGUCAACUGCUCCUGGACCGAGCUGACUCCAGCUACUCACAACUCCUGGCCGCCACGACGCUCACCAAGCUCGUGUCGCGCAACAUUCAAGGCCUGAGCCUGAUGCAGCGCAUUGACAUCCGGAACUACGUGCUCACGUACUUCCUCAACCGGCCAAAUCUGCAGAACUUCGUGAUACAGGCGCUCGUCACACUGCUUGCGAAGAUCACCAAAUACAGUUGGUUUGACUUGUACAAGAACGAGCUCGUGUUCCGGAACAUUGUUGAGGAUGUGCGGAGUUUUCUGCAGGGAUCCGUGGAGCACUGCAUGAUUGGCGUGCAGAUUCUCUCACAGCUCACAAGUGAGAUGAAUCCAAUGGUGGAGGUGGAUGCAAAUCUCACAUUCACGAAGCACCGAAAGAUUGCCUGCAGCUUUCGGGAUACGCAAUUGUACGAUAUAUUUCUGCUGUCGUGCUCACUCCUGGGCUCUGCGCGUGAGAAUAACAAGAAUUUGAAUUUCAUGGAUGACGCCCAGAAUGGAUUGAUGACUCAGGUGUUGCGGCUGGCGAAGAAUUGCCUGAGCUUUGACUUUAUCGGUACGUCGACGGACGAAUCGACGGAUGAAUUGUCCACCAUACAGAUUCCCACGAGCUGGCGGCCGGUUUUCCUCGACUUGAACACGUUAAAUCUCUUCUUCGAUCUCUAUGACAUCCUACCGAAUAGCUUGUCUAGUCUGGCACUGGCGUGCCUCGUGCAGAUUACGUCUGUGCGAAGGUCGCUCUUCAGCAAUGCGGAGAGGGCCAAGUUCCUGUCCGCCCUCGUGCGUGGCGUGAAGAACAUUCUGGAGAACUCGAAGGGCUUCAGUGAUCCGGAGAACUAUCAUGAGUUCUGUCGGCUCUUGGCGCGCCUCAAGUCCAACUAUCAGCUGGGAGAACUCGUCACGGUGGACUGCUACCCGGAGGCGAUCCAGCUAAUUGCCAAAUUCACCAUCCAAUCGCUGCAAAUGUGGCAGUUUGCACCCAACAGCGUCCACUAUUUGCUCUCACUCUGGCAGAAGAUGGUAGCCUCCGUGCCGUUCGUAAAGUCCACAGAGCCCCAUUUGCUGGGCACCUACACGCCCGAGAUCACCAAGGCAUACAUCACGUCGCGUCUCGAGUCGGUGGCUGUGAUCGUGCGUACGGGCCAGGAGGAUCUCCUGGAUGACCAGGGCAUGGUGCAGCAGCAAUUGGAGCAACUCUCCGUCAUUGAGAGGUGCGAGUACGAGAAAACCUGCGCCCUCCUCGUCCAGCUCUUCGAUCAGACUGCCAACGCGUAUCAGCAACUUCUCUCAGUUCCGGAGCCAAACAAGAUCGAUGUGACCAUCCAGGAGGGCCAGCUGACGUGGCUAGUGUACAUCAUAGGCUCCGUGAUUGGCGCCCGCGUGAGUUUCUCCGUCAAUGACGAGCAUGAUGUGAUGGACGGAGAGCUGAUCUUCCGCGUGCUGCAGCUGAUGAAUCUCACAGACUCGCGUCUGCCUCAAGCGGGCUGUGUGAAGCUGGAGUUGGCCAUCAUGAGCUUCCUGGAGCAAGUGCGAAAGACAUACAUCAGUGAGCAGAUGCACAAAGUGUACAAGCGUCUGUCGGAAGUGCUGGGCCUCAAUGAUGAGCCCAUGCUGCUCAGUGUCAUCAACAGGAAGAUCAUCAAGAACCUCAAGUAUUGGGGUGAAUCUGAGCAGAUCAUCCGCAAGACGCUUAAUCUUCUCAAUGAUCUAUCGUCGAGUUACAGUUGCGUGAGGAAGUUGGUGAAGCUCGAUGAGAUUCAGUUCAUGCUCAACAAUCACACGAGUGAACACUUCCAAUUCCUGGGCACGAAUUGCGAUGUCUCGGAAAUGAGGAUGCGAAGUAUGUUUUACUCGUCACUCGGCCGACUUCUGAUGGUGGACUUUGGCGACGAUGAGGAGCGAUUCUACACAUUCAUGCUGCCGAUGACGAAUCAAUUUGAGUCCAUCGGUGCCAUGCUGAUGGACGUGAACAAUGGCUAUCCGUCGGACGAGGCAAAGAAGGCGCUCAUCGGCCUGUCGCGCGAUCUGCGCGGCUUGGCGUGUGUUCUAGGCACGAAGGCGGCGUACAUGAUGUUCUUCGAGUGGAUAUAUCCAGACUACACGCCCAUUCUUAUUCGCGCCAUCGAGCUGUGGGGCCACGAUCCCACCGUCACGACGCCCAUCUUGAAGCUUUUCGCUGAAUUCGUGCACAAUCGCUCACAAAGGCUGCAUUUUGAUGUUUCUAGUCCAAAUGGUGUGUUGCUGUUCAGGGAAGCAUCAAAAGUUAUCUGCACUUAUGGAAGUCGCGUGCUGACGCUGGAGGUGCACAAGAAUCAGGAGUAUCAGAUGCGUUUGAAGGGAAUGUCAGUGUGUUUCCUCAUGCUGAAGUCCAUUCUCUGCGGCAAUUAUGUCAAUUUUGGUAUCUUCAAGCUCUAUGGCGAUGAUACUCUGGACAAUGUUCUCAACACGACUGUGGAGAUGAUUCUGUCGAUACCACACAAUCAUCUCUUGGAGUACCCGAAGCUGAGUCAAUCGUACUACGUUCUUCUGGAGUGCUUGGCACAGGAUCACAUAACAUUCCUGGCCACUCUAGAACCACGUGUUUUUCUUUACAUCCUCGAGAGUAUAGCCGACGGGCUCAAGGCACUAGGUUCGAUGAAAUUUCCUUCUAAUUUUACAGAUACAAUGGUUUGCACCGGAUGCUGCUCCACAUUGGAUCACAUAGUAUCGUAUAUAUUUAAGCAACUGGCAAAUAAAGUCUCAACAUUCCCUGGGAAGAAGAUUCGUCGUGAGGUUGCGGCGCAGAAUGACACAUUCUUGAAGGUGAUGGAGUUGCAUCCGGAAAUUCUUCAGAAUAUCCUCUCAAUCCUGCUGAAUAUUAUCAUCUUUGAAGACUGCAGGAACCAAUUCUCCAUGUCGCGGCCGCUUCUUGGUCUUAUUCUGCUCUAUGAAGAGUACUUCAGACAACUUAAGGCCAACAUAAUUCAAAAUCAGCCGAUCGACAGGCAACAAACGAUGGCUCAAUGGUUCGACAAUUUAAUGGAUGGCAUUGAGAGGAAUCUACAUACGAAGAAUCGCGACAGAUUUACGCAAAACUUGUCAUUAUUCAGACGUGAUAUUAAUGAUUUGCUGAAAUCGUCAAAUUUCGCAGGAAUAGCGUCGAAUAGUGACAUGGUCGUUUCCUAGUGUUCUCCUGUGAGUGGGGAGAAUUCCUUUUGCUGGAUUAGCUCCAAUGUGGUGUACUUGUGAACUUGCGGAGCGGCCAGUUUGGCAGAUGAAGCAAAAUUAUUCAUUUUGAUAAAUUGAUGAAUUGUUAUAGAUUUAAUUGCAUUUCACCAUUCAUCUUUUAUAUUAUUUUAUCCUCUCCUUCAAGCAUAAAGUGUGAAUGCGUUUUAUCAGGUUUCUUUUCUUGAGAGUAAUUCUCAAAUGGUGAAUGGAUAAAUGGAAUGAUUAUGUGAAUUUAUGCGUGAGGUGUUAAAGAAAAAGUCGAUGUUUCUAUAGAAAUUUAAGGAUAAGUAAGAAAAAAAAACUGAAAAGGUGUUUAUGUUCAAUUUAUAAAAAAAAUCGUGAUUGCGUGUGAAUGAAGAAAGACUCACUUUUGCCAGGAAGUUAAGGAAUAUUUUGAGAAGUAAUCAGCAAUAUUUUGUAAGUGAGCAUUUUGUA
Messenger RNA from Phlebotomus argentipes, 3903 nucleotides. RefSeq names its product ran-binding protein 16 (gene Ranbp16). NCBI's taxonomy places the organism in Eukaryota, Metazoa, Arthropoda, Insecta, Diptera, Psychodidae. Gene Ontology annotation, cellular component: cytoplasm; nuclear pore. The coding region runs from base 121 to 3426 and encodes 1101 amino acids. Gene Ontology annotation, molecular function: nuclear export signal receptor activity; small GTPase binding. The transcript has 9 exons. Gene Ontology annotation, biological process: protein export from nucleus. The record is from RefSeq and is a predicted model, not a curated record.